AUGGCGAAGGCCAGCCCGUCACCGUCACCGUCAGAAGCCCCAGCCCCCAUCCUUCGCCGCAUCGAGCGUAGCCGGCCGGACAAAGAGCGGCGUGCUUUUGUCCACCCCGCCGACGUUUUCUUGCCUGGGAGACCAUCCGCCGCAUCCGGCUGGGGAGCCAUCCUCCUCCUGCGCGCCCGUGACAGUCGUGCCAUCGGCGGUGCAAGCUCGUUGGCCGCCGGCCCGGGCGAUAUAUCUCAGGCGUGUCCAGGUGGCAUGCGCUGCGAGGAGGGCGCUGCGAGACUCUUGAACCGAUUCGACGCUCCCGCAACGACUCGUGGGCCUGUUCGAGCUGCUGCACCACCAGCCGUAUGGGGCCGGGAAAUCGAGAAGCGAUAG
Verruconis gallopava is the source of this 378-nucleotide messenger RNA. RefSeq lists its product as uncharacterized. The record is from RefSeq and is a predicted model, not a curated record. The transcript has a single exon. NCBI's taxonomy places the organism in Eukaryota, Fungi, Ascomycota, Dothideomycetes, Venturiales, Sympoventuriaceae. Bases 1 to 378 code for a protein of 125 amino acids.